UCUUGCCAAGCGUGCACUCUUACGCCAACAUUAAUGACACGCAACUGCAUGUACUUGGCGUUCAGUCCAGACGUGCAGGGUGACGACGCUAGUGCGGUAAAGGCUAUAUGUGAUUGCAUCAUGGAUUUAAGAAAGUGGAUGAUUAGAGAUCGACUUAUGUUACAUGAUGAUAAGACUGAGUUUUUGCUCCUUGGUACCAAGCAAAAGCUAGAUAAGGUUGACAUUAAUCGUAUUACUGUUGGUGAGUCUGUUGUGAACCCAAAGCCGGUUGUCACAAAUUUAGGUUCCUGGUUUGAUUCUCAGCUUAGUAUGUCUACUUAUAUUAGCAAGCUCUGUAACUCAGCUUUUUUUGCAUCUACAUAACAUCAGUCGUAUUCGCAAGUUCCUAAGCCCCUUGGAAACUAAGUCCUUGGUACAUGCAUUCUUUACUUCUCGCGUUGACUACUGCAAUAGCCUUUUGUAUGGUCUACCUGCCUCGCAGCUUAACAAGGUUCAGCGUGUUUUAAACACUGCAGCAAGGCUUGUUUGCUGCGCUCCGCGCUUCAGCCAUAUUACACCACUGAUGUAUGAGCUACAUUGGCUUCCGUUAAAGCAGCGCAUUCAUUUUAAGAUUUUGUUAUUUGCAUUUGAGGCUGUCCAUGGUAUAGCCCCUACAUACAUUCAGAACUUAGUUUCUUUGAAAUCGAAAGGCACAUAUAACCUCAGAUCGUCAAGUGGGUUUUUGCUAGCAUCAUUAACAUUUAGAACUAAGGUCACACAAGGCGAUAGGUCAUUCCAGGUGGCUGCGCCCAAGUUACGGAAUGCUCUUCCGCGUGAGCUUCGCGAUAUUCCAGACUUGCAUACUUUUAAGAGCAAUAUUAAGACGUAUCUUUUUAAGUUUGCUCAUGGUUGA
Molecule: messenger RNA, 892 nt
Organism: Porites evermanni
Lineage: Eukaryota; Metazoa; Cnidaria; Anthozoa; Scleractinia; Poritidae
Source: the annotation of a GenBank genome assembly